UGCGGACAUCGAGAGCAUGUUCUAUCAGGUCCGAGUGCCUUCUGACGAAAGAGAUGUGCUUCGCUUCCUGUGGUGGGAAGAUAACGACCCGAACAAACCACCUAAGCAUUAUCGUAUGACGGCUCAUCUGUUUGGAGGUGUCUGGAGUCCUAGUGCUGCCAAUUUUGCCUUGCAACGAGUGGCAGAGGACAAUCGUGGAAACUUCUCUGACGACACAGUGGAAACGGUUAAGCGAAAUUUCUAUGUCGACGAUUGCCUUAAGUCAGUACCAACAGAGGAUGCUGCCAUGAAACUUGCUUCCGAACUCCGGGAACUGCUCACCUGCGGACGCUUUGGAUUAACCAAGUGGUUAAGCAAUUCCAAGGAAGUGAUGAAAUCAAUACCAGCUGAUGACUGGGCAAAAUCAUUACAUGAGGUAAACCUUGACCAAGAGGAUUUGCCAUUUGAACGAACACUGGGCGUCCUUUGGGAUGUAGAACGAGAUUGCUUCACAUUUGAUGUCAAGUCAGUAGAUAAACCUGUAACAAAGAGAGGAGUAUUGAGCACUACCAGUUCCAUCUAUGAUCCUUUAGGAUUUGCAAGCCCUUUCGUGCUCAAAGCUAAAGCAAUCUUUCAAGAGUUGUGCCGCUUAAAAGUUGAGUGGGAUGAGGAGUUACCGGUGGACAUAGCAGCACAAUGGCACAGAUGGUUGAACGACUUGCCUCUGUUGUCAGCACUGACAAUUCCAAGAUGCCUUAGACCAACAUCCACAAGUUGUUUUUUAUCUACCCAGCUCCAUCACUUUUCCGAUGCUUCGGAACUGGCUUAUGGUGCUGUUUCAUACAUCCAGAUUGGCGGCACCUGCAGGCUCGUGAUGUCAAAGGCCAGACUUGCUCCAAUCAAGCCAGUUAGCAUACCACGACUGGAGCUACUAGCAGCAGUUGUUGCUACGGAGCUGAAUCAGCAUAUCAAACAACAUGUAGAGAUUCCAAUUGAAAGGACUUUCUUUUGGACAGACAGUACUAUUGCACUUCAGUACAUUAAAAACAAGCAUUGUCGUUUCCAGACAUUUGUCGCCAACCGUAUAUCAAAAAUACAUGAACGCUCAGAAUCAUGCCAGUGGAGACAUAUUGAUUCUGUCUCUAACCCUGCGGAUGACGUCUCUCGAGGGAUGACUAUGAGGGAGAUUUUGGCAAGUGAACGAUGGGUAUCUGGUCCACACUUUCUUAGACAUGAUGAGGAACAUUGGCCUGCUCAACCUAUUAUAAAUGACUUGCCAGAUGAAGCAGAGAUCAAACGAGGCAAAGAAGUCUAUGCAGCUAACGUAACACCAAACCAAGCAAUGAAAAAUGCAGUGGACAGACUACUGGAACGAUACUCCAGUUGGCAUCGUUUGAAAAGAGCUACUGCUAUUGUGCUGACAAACUGCCUGGGAGCUCCUCAGUGGUGAAACUCCUCCUUCAAUCAGUGGUGAACCAGGUGGAACUUAUCGUCCAGGCAAUCUGAGCGUGCCAGUACCUGGCUCUGUUGUUGUCUUUAGACUGCAGUCAAAGGAGCAUGUAUAGCACCACAAGUCCAAGGAAACUUCAUCUUUGUCAUCAAGGUGACUGUGUAAGACCAAGUCCUCCACAAAACUGUGAAGGAUAGCCGGUAAGCGCCAUAUUGGCCAUGUUUGGCUAGACUGACUUAAGCAGUGCAGUGCUAAUGGUAUUCUAGAAGACACAAACUCUUAACUCUUGUUGAGUUUGAUAGGACCUUUGCAGUGGUAUUUGUAAUUUCAAAUGUUAUUUGUGGGGUAUAAAGGAAAAGUAAGAAAAACCAAAUUCAUUGUUUGACAAAGAAUGUGUUUGAAAUGGUUAAAAGUAAUUUAAACUUUGUAGAAAUCUUAAUAAACCAAGUUCUUAAUUCAGUUAAAAAAAUGUGUAGUCUAAAAAUAUUUGGCUAAAGAUACUUGGUUAAAAGAUAAGAAAAUAUACAUUUUGAAAAUUAAAAUGCCAAUUGAUUUGUUUUGGUUAAGCAUAUCUAGUUGUGGUUACAAUGAGACCUUAGAAUAAUUAUUUACUAUGAAAAUACUGCUUAAAAGUGGAAACCUUGUAUUUUAUAAUGACAGUACUGUGUUUAUCUGAGGUGAAUGU
Cyprinus carpio (common carp) is the source of this 2114-nucleotide messenger RNA. RefSeq lists its product as uncharacterized. Lineage: Eukaryota; Metazoa; Chordata; Actinopteri; Cypriniformes; Cyprinidae. The record is from RefSeq and is a predicted model, not a curated record. The coding region runs from base 17 to 1429 and encodes 470 amino acids. The transcript has a single exon.